Closterium sp. NIES-67 is the source of this 1544-nucleotide messenger RNA. The record is from the annotation of a GenBank genome assembly. Lineage: Eukaryota; Viridiplantae; Streptophyta; Zygnematophyceae; Desmidiales; Closteriaceae.
CCAGAUGCAGUAUUUCCAAAUUGUUGGCUCAAGCUGCUUGGCAUUUAUGCCAAUUUAGAUUCGUCUAGUGCAUAACAUCAGAGACCGUAGUGCACAAGGCAACCUUCUCCGAUUCUUUUCGAUUACUUAGCCACCGUAUGCCCCUUUCUCAGUUGACGGGCCACAUAGGCAUUGCACCACUGGCGCUUGGGCGCAUAUACCUUUUGUCUCUGGAAGUCUCCAUAGAUUUGAAGCGUCCCUUGCCAUAUACGGAUCAGGUGCUUCACAGAACGACACCACGACAACGAAUCGUCACUUAAUCUCCCUUUGUCUGUUACGGAGUGCACUCGUCGUCACGCUUCUCCACACCGCGUUGGCCAACUUCUCUCGCUCGGGGAACCAAUCAAAUCCAAACCCCCGCUCCCUCCGUCAAGCGCCUGACAUCAUCUACCAGAAGACGCUCGUGCGCCACCGGAUUCCGCCGUUGCUCCGCGCCUAGGUCACUUACAGUCCGCCAGUCAAUCAGAUCAGGCAGAAUGUCAUCGGACGGCUCAAAUCCGUCGCAGUACGUGAAGCUGAAGAAGGAGUACAUCACGGACCAACCAGACACGGAGCCGGGCGAGCUCAGCCAACCCGUGGAGGUCCCUCAGCUGGAGGUGCAGCGGUGCAUCGAGUGCGGCCAAGUCCUGCCCCAGUCGUACGAGCCACCUCAGGACGAGCCAUGGACCACUGGCAUAUUCGCGUGCUUCAAGGAUCAACGCAGCUGCAUCCAGGGCGCGCUCUGCCCGUGCGUGCUGUUCGGCAAGAACGUGGAGGCGCUGCGCGACGACAUCCCGUGGUCGGCGGCGUGUGCGUGCCACGUGAUGUGCAUCGAGGGCGGCGUGGCGCUGGGGUCCGUGCUGCUGUGCUGCCCGGCGUACAUUACGGUGGACCCGCAGACGCUGUUCCUGCUCGGGGAGACGCUCUUCUUCGCGUGGUGGAUGUGCGGGAUCUACACGGGGCUGUUUCGACAGGAGCUGCAGAAGAAGUAUCACCUCAAGAAUGCGCCGUGCGAUCCAUGCUGUGUGCACUGCUGCCUGCACCCGUGCGCGCUGUGCCAGGAGCACCGGGAGAUGGUUCUGCGGCUCCCGGCACUUGAUGAGGGGGUCAGCCUCAACCCGCCGCCGCAGCAAGAAAUGGCUGCGGUUGGUGGUGCUGCUGCGGGCACUGGUGCCGCAGCCAACGGGGGGGGCGAGAUUGCCAGGGAGAGCUAACACCGAAUGGGAAGGGAGAAGAGGGGAGGGGGGUUGGGAAACAGAAGCAGAGUUUUGAAGUGCUGGGACCAGGAGCCUGGAUGGUUGAUGGCUGGCGAAUACUUGUUGUGGAGACGUGUACUCAGGAAGUAUCGUGCGAUAAUAAUAAUCACACAAUUCCCUCGUGGCUCAUUGCAUUCGUCUCUUUUGUGCACCUGAAGUUGUUUGUAACCAUGCUGGCAUGAGCCUUUGGAACAGUAGAGAUUGUACUGUAGAACGCUUCACGGGGUGCGUGUAUAAAGAGUGUAUGGGACAACUGACUGACAUGACUAG